CAAACAGGUGGGGCAACCACAACCAGACCCACCUUGAACAGAUCGGGCAAGUACCUUAACACGCGCGAAUUACGCGCGAUACUUUGAUUAUGACGCGUCUUCAUACACCCAACCCUACCUUACCUCCAUUGCAUCAUGAAGUUGAUUCAGCCUCACCAGAAAUAUCAUCAAGGGAAUGUGUCAAAAACGCCCAUGGCAGUAAAUCUGCGGGGCUAAUCCCGAAUUAUUGACGGCUCAACGCGCCGACGAAUUGCAAGAAAAAAAAAAAAACAACCUGCCCGAGCCGAUUCCCCAGGUUUUGAUAAAAUCCCUCUCUCGCCAAAACGCACGCACCACGCGUCGCCGCCUUUCACUCACACCCCCGGAAAGAGGACGAUGGAUAUGUUCCACAACUUCCGAGAAACAUUUUUCGGCACACCACGGUCCCAUACACCGGCACCCAUGGAUUUGAACUUGGAUAACGUCCCAGCCACUGCGCCGCAGCGCAAGCGCAAGACCUACGACGACCUGCAAUACACCUCCUCGCGCAUGCAGACCACGCGGGGUUACGGCAGGGCGUCGCGCCGCCGGCACGACGCCUCAAUGUCGUCCCCGCUGGACGCUGUCUCUGCCGAGAGCUCUCGCUUGAGCUUUGUUAGGCACUCUCAAGUGACAGUUACGGUACCAGAGUCGCCGCACAAAUCCACCGUCGCGGCCAAAGCCGACGAAAGCAUCGUCGUCGCGAGCGACAUAAAUGAUGCCCAAGAUGAAGACGGCGCAGACGAAAAUGUCGAUGAGCCCGACGCCGCCAAUGACGUCAACAUGCCACCGCGCGCCGGCAGUGUCGAGCUUCUAAGCAGCCCUUCCCGCCCAAAUCGUGCAACCGGACUCCCGAAACGCGGAUCUGCCAGACUUCCAACUCCGGAAAUCCUCGAGUCCAGAGGUUCCCGAAGGUCUGCCACAGACGAGCCCGAGCAAAGCCAUCAAAGCUCGAAUGCGCAACCUGAGGCAGAAGUUGGCGAGGAUGGCAGUCAGGACAAGUUUGUGCGGCAAGAGUCUGAGCCCGUCAAUCCUGCCCGCACAUCUGAACACGACGGACAAGUCGCAGAACGACACAACAGUACCGACGUUAAUGACGAGGACGUGGUUGAGGAUGAGCCAGUCGAAGCAAUCGCGCCCUCACCCACAAAAGCCACGACUCCCAGACCAGAAUCGACUCGCGACGAUAACCGGGAGGAGUUCCCCGAAAUGCCCGACGACGGCAUCGUUCUCCUGCAGCCCGACUCGGAGGCGAUGCCGAUAGUCCUUUACGACGACGUGAGCAACGAAAGAUACACCAUCCAGGCCAUCCUCAAGCACCGACCCAACAAGCACGUUAAGCACUCAUUCGACCUCCAGAUAAGCUGGGUGGGCUACAAGGAGACGACAUGGGAGCCCGAGCGGAGCAUCCAAGCCCAGGCCCCCGAGCUCCUCUACAAAUACUGGAGCGACCUCGGCGGGCGGCCUGAGACGGGCGCCUUCAGGGUCUUUAUGAUACUGAGGCACUUCACGGAUCCCGAGGCGACCAAAGGGAGACGAGGUCGGCCAAGCAAGAACAAGCAGCCGGAGACACAGGCACCUGCCGCCGCCGGCUCGAUCACAGGCAGGGUCAAGACCAAGACCCAGUACGAGGUGCAGUGGGAAGGUUAUCCGAAUGAGAAGAAGUGGAACUCGGUCGAAACCGACAUGCGAUUGUCAAAGAUAGCGCCUGAAGAAUUGGCUGUUUAUUGGGAGCAUUUCGAGUCCCAAUCCAAGGGCGAAAACACAGAGUAG
Pyricularia grisea is the source of this 1791-nucleotide messenger RNA. RefSeq lists its product as uncharacterized. NCBI's taxonomy places the organism in Eukaryota, Fungi, Ascomycota, Sordariomycetes, Magnaporthales, Pyriculariaceae. The coding region runs from base 376 to 1791 and encodes 471 amino acids. The transcript has 2 exons. The record is from RefSeq and is a predicted model, not a curated record.